UUUUAAAUAAUAAAUUUUUAGCUUUGGCCAUCAUGCACACUAAUAUUAAUAUUGCCAGUAGAAAAAUAAAUUGAAUAUGGCGAUUACCGGAAGUAAUUUCUUUCUGUCGUUCUUUUGAUAAAUUGACACUCGUGCCGCGUGGAGUUUUGCAUCGCAGCACGAUGGUUGCGACAACACAGAAGAAGGCUGACAAGCCUGCUGAAAAGAAGGCCCCAGCGAAGGGCAAAGAAGGCAGUAAGAAACUGCCUGCUGUACCCGAGUCAGUGCUCAAGCACCGCAAACGCAGGGAUGCACUUAGGGCUCGUCGUUUACAGGUCACACUCAAGAGGCGUACAGCUGCCAUCAAAAAGAAGAAGGAAAUCUUCAAGCGUGCUGAGCAAUAUGUUAAAGAGUAUCGUAUCAGGGAGCGUGACGAAAUCAGGCUGGCCAGACAGGCACGCAACCGUGGUAACUACUAUGUGCCCGGUGAGGCAAAGCUUGCCUUUGUCAUCCGUAUCCGCGGUAUCAACCAGGUCUCACCAAAGGUGCGCAAAGUCCUACAGCUGUUUAGACUGCGUCAGAUCAACAACGCCGUAUUCGUACGACUUAACAAAGCUACGGUGAACAUGCUGCGCAUCGCCGAGCCUUACAUCACCUGGGGAUAUCCUAACCUCAAGAGUGUACGCGAGUUGGUAUACAAACGUGGUUUCGCAAAGGUGAAUGGUCAACGUGUGCCAAUCACAUCCAACAAGAUAAUAGAAGAAAAGCUUGGCAAGAGCAACAUCAUUUGCGUAGAGGAUCUCAUCCACGAGAUCUUCACUGUUGGUGACAAGUUCAAGUAUGCAAGCAACUUCUUAUGGCCAUUCAAGCUAAACAAUCCGACCGGAGGAUGGCGCAAGAAGACUAUCCAUUACGUUGAUGGCGGUGACUUUGGCAACCGUGAGGACAAAAUCAACGAGCUCCUCAGGAGAAUGGUCUAAAUAUAUAUAGAUUAUAAUAAUAA
Galleria mellonella (greater wax moth) is the source of this 982-nucleotide messenger RNA. RefSeq names its product 60S ribosomal protein L7 (gene RpL7). Gene Ontology annotation, cellular component: cytosolic large ribosomal subunit. NCBI's taxonomy places the organism in Eukaryota, Metazoa, Arthropoda, Insecta, Lepidoptera, Pyralidae. Bases 162 to 959 code for a protein of 265 amino acids. Gene Ontology annotation, biological process: maturation of LSU-rRNA from tricistronic rRNA transcript (SSU-rRNA, 5.8S rRNA, LSU-rRNA). The record is from RefSeq and is a predicted model, not a curated record. Gene Ontology annotation, molecular function: RNA binding; structural constituent of ribosome. The transcript has 7 exons.